CUGCUGCUUUAGCUCGAGUCAUCUCCCUGCGCCUGACCGCUUAUGACUGAGUUCGGGGGCCUCGUCGUGAAAGGUGCGGGCGAGGCCGACCGGACCAAUCCUCCUUUCUCCGCGUCCUCUGAGAGCCUGGCACCUCCUCCUCUCUGACGGGGUGUCCCGGGGGCGGCGCUCGCCCAAGGUCUCCACGGCCGCCAGCGUACGCAUUUUACAUGGGGGAAACUGAGGCUGGGAACGGGUCCGUCCACCAAAAUCACCCACCCAGGCUGGGGAGGCGCUGGAGGUCGCCUGCCCCUCGGUCCUCGGCGUCCGCGAUGGCGGCGGCGCAGGUGGCUGUGACCUUCGAAGAUGUGGUUAUAAGAUUCAAUCAGGAGGAAUGGGAUCAGCUGGACCUUUCCAAGAGGACCUUAUACUGGGAGGUGAUGCUGGAGACCUGUGGGCUUCUCAUAGCUGUGGGCUGUCCUUUGUCCAAGUCAGAGCUGCUUUCCCAGUUGGAGCACAGACAGGCAUUAAGGAAAGCCAAAGAUGACCUAUCCCAGAGCUUCUGUCCAGACAGUGCCCUGGCCCACCCUCCAGCUUGAUGAAUGAUAUAGAUGCUGAGUAUGACUUCAUAAAGGUCAAGUUCCUCCCCUCGAACAUGACACCUCUUCUGCAGCCUAUGGACUAGCAAGUGAUCUGUAACUUCAAGAAGUUGUACACAAAGGCACUCUUCACUGCAUAUUUUAAUGUAACUAAAGAGACAUCCUUGACUUUGAAAGAGUUCUGGAAGAAGCAUUUCAAAGUUCUGGAAGAAGCAUGUCUUCCAUUGCAUCAUCCUCAUUUUCAAAGCCUGGAAAGAUGUCAUAUACCAAACCUUAAACUCAACCUAGAGGAAACUGGCUAUACUAUGUCACUGAAUGUUAAUUUGAAGGGUCUGAUGCACAGGUAGUGGAGGGGAUUGUAUCCAUGGGCAAGAGUAUGGGUCUGGACAUCGGUUGUGCAGACAUAGAGGAGCUUGUUGAGGACCACAAGGAGGAGUGGAUGACAGAAGAACUUGUUGAACUCCAGAGUGAGCAGCCAAAGGCGUUUGAGGAGCACUCCACUGAGGAAGAGGAAGACAUGCAGGAGUUUAGCAGUGAUUUGAUAAAAUCCAUUAUGGAAAAAUGGAAUUAGUGCCAGGAUUUCUUUGAGAAGCAUGACUCCAAGAUAACUGUAAUGAACAGUGUUGAAUAUGAUGUACAAUAACAUGAUCUCUCAUUUCCAGAGGGUUGUGCAGCACAGAAAAAAAAAAACAAGUGAAAUUAGAUUUUUCAUCAAAAUUGACCUUGCAGCUAAGAGAUAAAGAAGAGAGGAAGCCCCUGAAAGAGAUCUCCUCAUUAUCUAUAUGGAGGGAUACUCUCCCUCCAAACAAUAACCUCUUCCCCACCCACCUUUCUGUCCACACCAGAAGUUGCCCCACGCAAGGUAACAGCACAAAACUUAACAGCAUGAAACCCACUCUUGCUUACCAGUCCUGGCCUGAGGGAGCCUUGGUUCAUGAUCAUCAGACAGAAGGAGCCUCUGGGGACUUCCUGUUGGGUCCGCACCAGGGUCAGGAUGAGCCCUGUGAAGUGCAGAAAAGACUUAGACCAGGGAUGGAGGCCCCAAGGGAGAAGCUUCCUGGGAAUAGAAGCCCUGGACAUGAUGGCAUGGGAUCAGCUGAUAGUGUGUGUUCAAGGUCUGUGCAGGAGCACAUCUCUCCAGACCCAGCUACCUGUAUCUGUGAUUCUAAUAUGCCAGCUGCAGAUCCCUCGAUCCGUGAAGGAGAAAAUUCCUACAAAUGCAAGGAAUGUGGGAAAGUGUUUAAGAAUGAACGCUUACUUAUUCAACAUAAGUGGAUUCACACAGGAGUGAAGCGCUACGAAUGUACAGAGUGUGGAAAGACCUUCCGCAAGAGCACUCACCUCCUCCAGCACCAUAUUGUCCAUACCAGGGAGAGGCCGUAUAUGUGCUUGGAGUGUGACAAAGCCUUUAGCCGGAAAUCAUAUCUUACUCAGCACCAACGUACGCACAGUGGAGAGAAGCCUUAUAAGUGCAGUGAAUGUGGACAGGCCUUUGCCCAUCGCUCUACAUUUGUUUUGCAUAACAGAAUGCACACUGGAGAAAAACCUUUUGUGUGCAAAGAGUGUGGCAAAGCCUUUCGAGAUAGACGAGCUUUCAAUCGUCACAACAUCUUCCACACGGGAGAGAAGCCCUAUCAGUGCUCAGAGUGUGGCAAGGCCUUCAACCAACGGUCUUACCUCACGUGGCACCAACAGACUCACAAGGGAGUGAAACCUUUCCAAUGCAAUGAGUGUGGGAGAGGAUUCUGUGAGAUUGCAGGCCUCAUUCACCAUUAUGUCAUCCACACUGGGGAGAAGCCCUAUAAGUGUGUGGAGUGCGGGAAGGCCUUCCUCCGUGAGCCACACCUCAAGCAGCACCAGCGCAUCCACACUGGGGAGAAGCCGUAUGUGUGCAGUGAGUGUGGAAAGGCAUUCGCCCACUAUUCUACUUUGACCUUGCACAGAAGGGCUCACACUGGAGAAAAACCCUUCGAGUGCAAAGAGUGUGGGAAAGCCUUUACCAAUCGGAAAGACCUCAUCCGCCAUGUCAGCAUCCACACGGGAGAGAAGCCUUAUGAGUGCAUGGAAUGUGGGAAGGCCUUCAACCGCAGGUCACACCUGAUAAGGCACCAUCGGAUUCACAAUGAGGAGAAGCCCUACAAAUGCAUGGAGUGUGGGAAAACCUUUUCACGGAGUACAAACCUCAUUCAGCACUCCAACAUUCACACUGGAGAUAAGCCCUAUAAAUGCAAUGAAUGUGGAAAGGCCUUCAGCCUCAGCUCCUCCCUCCGGUACCAUCAAAGGAUGCACACAGGGAAAAUCGCAGCUAGCGUCAGAGAUGAGGGAAAGCCUUUCACAAGUGUGCAAGCCUCUGUCAACAUUGAAGGACUCAUAUUGGGGAAAAAUUUUCUUCACAUAACCACUGACGAACAUCAGUGUUCAAGGGAAUCAUCUAACACAGACUCUGGUCAUUCAUACCACAGAGAAACUGGGUUAGUGGCAUCUCUAUUAAAAAAAUGUAAAUAAUCAUUUAUUGUCUAGAGUCAUGUUUGAAAAUGACCCAGUCCACAGUCUUCUACAUCUGAGUAUUUACCCGUGAGAAUUCAAUGGCCAUUGUGCUCUUAGGAAAGGCCUCAGCCACAUAUUUCUAGUAUAUGCUGAAAUGUUAUAUGAAGGAUAGUUUUGUUUGUUUGCCUGUUUUGUGUUACUAGGGGAUGGAACCCAGAGGCUGUGCACAACUACAUUCCACCCCACCUUGGCCCCCUUUUUUUGAGACAGGAUCAUGCUAAGUCAAUAAGUUGCCCAGGGUAGACUCGAAAUUUGAUUCUCCUGCCUCAGCCUCUCAGGGUGCUGGGAUUAUAGGUGUAUGCCACCUUGCCCGCUCCUUCUCAAAGUUUUAUACUUUACCUUUUCCACUUAAAACUCUGAUCCAUGUUAAGGUAAUUUUUGUAUUAUCCAAGGAUUAGAUUCAAUUAAUUUCUUUUGUUGAGGAAUACAGACAUUCUUCAUUUAAUGACAAUUCCGUUCCUCCAUCUAGGUUGUUAAAUUAACUGGUUGCUAAAUGAAGAAUUGUAUAUAGUAUGUACAAUGCUCAGAACAAAGAAGUGGUCAAAGGAAACUCCAACUUGAUGACUGCUUUUAUUUGCAUAACUCUUACAUGUAAUGUGUAACAACAUAAAAUACAGUACCAUAUAAUACAAUCAGCAAAAGUUAGAAUACUGUAUAAACAAAGUAUACUGUACAAAAAAAGACAUUGAGGCUCUAUCAACAAAAUUACAGAGCUGUACCCCCCCAAAUGGAUGAGUUGUAAGUCCAGAUAACACCUCCAUCAUAAGUCUGGACAUUCAUUAAACAAUAUUUAUAUUCAUUUGUUCUAGCACCAUUCUAAAGACUCCUAACUAUGAACUUGCUUUUAUGACUUAGUCAUAAAUCAACUGGGCAUAUUCACAUUGGUCUGUUUCUGUGCUCUCUGUUAAUUAUCUGGUUUUGUAAUUGUUUUAUUGGCAGAGAUCCAAAACCUCUGUCAGUACCAUACUAUCCUUUUUGUCUUUUUCUUUCAGGUUUUUGAGACAGGAUCUCACUAUAUACUUCAGGCUGGACUUGAACUCACUUUGUAGCCCAGGCUGGCCUCAAACUCAGGGCAAUCCUCCUGCCUCACCCUCCUGAGUGCUAAAAUUACAGAUACCUUGUUUUGUUAUAGCUAUCUACUUAAUUUUCAAAUAUGUAAAGUGAUUCUACCCUCUUCUGGUAAAAAUUGUUUUAGAUAUCAAUUUUAUUGAUCUGACUUUAAAUUUAUGUAUUUAGAAAGCAUCUUUCAGUUAUUUUUGUAGAAAUUGCCUUAAAAUUAUAUAGAUUAUUUUGGUGAUGUUUUGUAUGUUGAGCCUUCCAGUCCAUGAAUUUGUUUUUUUCUCUAAAUCCCCUUUUUUUUCAUAAAUGUUUGGUAAUUUUCAGGUAAUAAAUCCUGGGUAUUUUAUUUUAUUGGGGGGGGUGCAGUAUUGGGAUUGAAUCCUGGGUUUAGUUGUGCUAGGUAGAUGCUCCAUCACUGAGAUUCACCCACGCCAUUUCUUAAUUUAUUUUGAGACAGGAUCUCACUAAAUUGCCCCGAUUGGCCUAGAACUUGUGAUCUUUCUGCUUUCACAGCAUUCACAGUAGCUGGAAUUACAGGUGUGUCCCAUCAAUUUUGUUGUUGUUGACACCUUUGUGGGACCAUUUUAUGUGACACUGAGGGGUUCUUUUGGGGGGGUGGUUUUAAAAGUUUUUCUGAUUUAAGACAUGGGGCCUCUGUGUUUCCCCUUUAACUCCUGGUCUCAAGGGAUCCUCCUGCCUUAGUCUCCUGAAUAGCUUGGAUGAUAAAUACUAUCUUAGCUAGGUUCAUACUAAAUUUUUAAUUUCUUUCAUAUGAUCAUUGGUGUUAGAGUGAAGUACAAUUAUUUUUUAAAUGCUGAUCUUGAAUAUGACUUUCCAGAGUUUUUUUGUUUGUUUUUUGGGUUACUGGGGAUGAACUCAGGACCUUGUGCUUGCAAGGCAGGCGCAGCACCACUGAGCUAAAUCCCCAGCCUUGUCAGUAAUUUUUAUACAUUCCUGAGGAUUCUCUUCAUAAAAUUAACGAACAAUGAACCAGUUUCUCAUAUGUAUUCCUUUUAUUUACUUUUCUUCUGUUAUAGUAUAGGAUCUUCCAUGAUGUUGAAUAAAAUGAUAAAAGUAGAUAUACUUACCAUGUAAUUAGUGUUUGUAGAAAACAUUCAAUGUUGAGCACUACAUGUCAUAGCUAUAUGGUUUCACAUAGAUGCUCUUUAUCUAGUUUAGAAAUUUUCCCCAGGUGUUGAGGCUUUUGUUAAGAAUGAGUGUUUCAAUUAUUUAGCCUGUCUCCCUGUAACCUGCUGUAAUAUGCUUUGCUUUGACUGAACUAUUAAUGUUAAUACAGCCUUGUAUCCCUCCAAUAAAUUUCCCCCAAUUUGGUUGA
Molecule: messenger RNA, 5520 nt
Organism: Heterocephalus glaber (naked mole-rat)
Lineage: Eukaryota; Metazoa; Chordata; Mammalia; Rodentia; Bathyergidae
Source: RefSeq, a predicted model, not a curated record